AAUGGCAGCAUCAAGCAACGGCGCCAACUAUGUGAAAUGUCAAAUUUACUUUUAGGUAAAUAUUGAAUAAGAAAUAAACUGUAUAAAAGCAAUAAUACUCAAGAAUACAUUAUUAAAUAAGUGUACCGGUGUUUUUAACGUAUAAUGCAAAUGAAUAGGAUUUAUUUAGAAAAGAUUGCAGAAGAAGCAUUCGAAUAUAACUAAUUUAGGAAGCUACUCUUCGAAAUGAGCGCAAUUAAGUACGAUCUAGAUACCUCUGGGGGCCUCAUGGAUCAAAUUCAGGCGUUGAUAGCACCUCCUCGAAACGAGGAUGGUAAUGAGAAAAACAAAAAGCCUGAGCAUCCUUAUUACAAGAGACCCGGGAAGGGACACAAUCAUGACACUUGCGAUGCUUGCGGAGAAGGCGGUGACUUAAUCUGUUGUGAUAAAUGCCCGUAUAGUUUCCAUUUCGGAUGUCAUGAUCCUCCGCUCGAAGAGAAAGACAUUCCCAGAGGUGAAUGGUUGUGCCAAUCCUGUAGAUAUGCCAAAAAGAAAGAAGUAACUACCCCGUUAGUAUUACGCAGCAAACGAUCGAACAGCACACCGCCCAGCACGUCUCUCAUAAAAGAACCUAAAAAGCCGAAACUGAGCCCUAUGGAUGUCCUUAUCGAAGUCGCCAGUGCCAUGAAUCCCAAGCAGUUCGAGUUGCCGAGAAGUAUGAGCGUACCAUGCGUGUUCCCUGGGAUAGACAAAGAAAUACCUUACUCUAAAAUAGGGCGAAAAGCGAAGGCGUCGGCUCAUGAAAAGGGCACCGGUGGAAUCGUGCCUCUUCCUGCCAAGAAAUGCAGAGAAUGUAGAAAGUCUUGCAGAGUAGCCCCACUGAUCGCUUGCGAUUUCUGCGAAAGUUUUUACCACUUAGACUGCUUGGAUCCACCCUUAACGAAUCCACCUUCAGGAAUGUGGAUGUGUCCGCUUCACGUUGAACAUUGUUUAGACUCCAAUCUGCUGACUUCGGUGUCCGCUACUGAACGGGUGAAAUUGUGGGACAAAUUCGGGGGGCCCGUCGAUCAAGAUGCGGUUAAACUGCAAUUUUUCCGUAAGGUGCACAGGAAAAAUCCGCCGUUUAGAAUAAAAACGGCCUUACCGCCGAGGAAUACAGUCAUAGUACCCGAUAUGGUCAAGUACCACUACAAAAAACCCGUUAAUUUAUUGCCGAGUUUGAGGGACGUCUUGCGAUUGGAAUACGUUGAAAAUCGGAAGAAGAAUUUAGGAAAAAUCGAUGAAACUGUAUUUAAAAUGGAAGAGACCGAAAUCAACGAAGAUAGCGUUAAAGUAGAGCUAAAUCAUGACAUAAAUCUAGAUGAAUCGAAUUGUGAUAUUAAAAAUAAAAAUAGCGAAGAAACUAAUUUCGAUGGUGUCACUGAUAAUAUCACGGAUUGGACGGCUGUGAAUGGUUACGUAAAAAACGAAAAUCUAAACGGAGGAUUCUUCGAAAAGGAACUGAUUAAGAAAGAGCAAAAUUUCAUCAGCGAUAUGAUUUCAGGAUUAACUACAGAAAUUGAGCUCGAACUAAAGCAGCUGGACGACAGACUGAUCAGAUUAUUGGCCUACCAACGUAUCCAACAGUUGCUCAGCGCGCCAUCGUCUGCAAAUAAUCUCUUCUCGCCGGCCGCACGCGAAAAAUUAAGGCACAUGCCGCUGCCGAGCGAGCUGCUGACGCCGGCCGACAUCGACAGGAUAUCGCGGGUGUUUAACAGUCCCAAGAAGAAGACGAAAUCCAAUCCGGUGAUAAGGGCCAGAGCCAUGAUGUGUCCAGUGGUAUCCAAACAUUUCUAUAAUGUGCGUACUACCGAGGUUGAUCCGACUGAAGUGAGACAUGACGCGAGUUUUAUGGGAUUCCGGCCGACGGUGUCGCUACGUUUCCCCGAAGCCGUAGCCAUGAGGUAUAGAGUAUUAAACAUUGGUAAAGGCUCAUCGAAUGAUGUUAAUUUAGAAAAGUUUGGUUUUUGCAAUAACAUCAUAUCCAAACACGCCGUUAUAUUCUACGAUGAGUACACUAAGCAUUACGAAUUAAUAAAUUAUUCACCCUAUGGGACAUACGUAAAUAAUGUACUUUAUUCGAACAUAAUAUUCACGAAGCGUCCGGAUUACAACAUUUCCACUGAGGAAAAAAGUGCCAAUAUCGAAGUGCAGGUUAGAGAAAUCAUCGACAAAAAAAGGAAAGUUAUUAAACCACGAAAACCGUCGUUGGAAACGAAAAUGUCCGCUGUCGAUUGCGUGGAAAGAUUAGAAUGCUGCUGUAUUAAUAAUUCGGAAGAACUGAAAAAGGGCUGGGAAGGUUCAGCCAUUUUAAAGCACGGUUCGUUGUUGAGAUUUGGAUGCGUAUCUUUUGUGUUUUCGAUAGUUGAAAGUACAAAUUAAUUAAAUUGUAAAUAUAUUUUUUUUAAAUUAAUUGUAAAGUAACAUUUAAG
Molecule: messenger RNA, 2450 nt
Organism: Phyllotreta striolata
Lineage: Eukaryota; Metazoa; Arthropoda; Insecta; Coleoptera; Chrysomelidae
Source: the annotation of a GenBank genome assembly